UAAAGGCUCCAGCAACCGCAGCCGUCGGGUCGCGGAGGCUUUCACUUUGCCGCCGCGUCUGGGCGGCGGGAGGAGCGGGUUGGGCGGCUGGCUUUCAAGACUUCAGGUUCUGGCAGCGCCGAGGGGGCGCUCCUAGUGCAGCCCUCCCGGCUCGAGGCUUCUCUGCCGAGGCGCCCGUGCCCCCGGGCUCCUCGCCUUGGCCCCAGCGGCCCCGAUGCCGAGGCAUGGAUAGAGCGGCGUUGCGCGCGGCGGCUAUGGGCGAGAAGAAGGAGGGCGGCGGUGGGGGCGCCGCGGCGGCCGCGGACGGGGGCGCAGGGGCCGCGGCCAGCCGGGCACUGCAGCAGUGCGGCCAGCUACAGAAGCUCAUCGAUAUCUCCAUCAGCAGUCUGCGCGGGCUGCGCACCAAGUGCUCUGUGUCCAACGACCUCACGCAGCAGGAGAUCCGGACCCUGGAGGCAAAGCUGGUGCGGUACAUCUGCAAGCAGCGGCAGUGUAAGCUGAGUGUGACCCCCAGCGACAGGACUGCCGAGCUCAACAGCUACCCACGCUUCAGUGACUGGCUAUACAUCUUCAACGUGAGGCCCGAGGUGGUGCAGGAGAUUCCCCAAGAGCUAACACUGGAUGCCUUGCUGGAGAUGGACGAGUCCAAGGCAAAGGAGAUGCUGCGGCGCUGGGGGGCCAGUGCUGAGGAGUGUAGCCGGCUACAACAAGCUCUCACCUGCCUAAGGAAGGUGACCCGCCUGGGAGGGGAGCACAAAGAGGACUCUGGUUGGAGUUCGGCAGAUGCACAACGGGAAAGUAGUUCCGGUUCUUCAGUGGACACGCUCUCCCCUCUGGGCAGAGCGGGUGCUGGCACUCAGGGCCCUCGUUCCGUCUCCGUGUCAGCCCUGCCUGCCUCAGACUCUCCAGUCCCUGGCCUCAGUGAGGGCCUCUCGGACACCUGUAUUCCCUUGCACACCGGUGGCUGGCUGAACCCCCGGGCCCUGCACAGCUUCAUCACACCCCCUACCACACCCCAGCUACGACGGCACACCAAGCUGAAGCCACCAAGGACACCCCCACCCCCAAGCCGAAAAGUCUUCCAGCUGCUGCCCAACUUCCCGACACUCACUCGCAGCAAGUCCCACGAGUCCCAGCUGGGAAACCGGAUCGAUGAGGUCUCCCCAAUGAGGUUUGAUCUCCCUCAUGGAUCGCCACAGCUGGUACGAAGGGAUAUCGGGCUCUCAGUGACACACAGGUUCUCCACAAAGUCUUGGCUGUCGCAGGUUUGCAAUGUGUGCCAGAAGAGUAUGAUGUUCGGAGUCAAGUGCAAACACUGCAGGUUGAAAUGUCACAACAAGUGCACCAAGGAAGCCCCUGCCUGCAGAAUAUCCUUCCUCCCACUAGCCAGGCUUCGGAGGACAGAGUCUGUCCCCUCAGACAUCAACAACCCAGUGGACAGAGCAUCAGAACCCCAUUUUGGAACCCUUCCCAAGGCCCUGACGAAGAAGGAGCAUCCUCCAGCCAUGAACCUGGACUCCAGCAGCAACCCAUCCUCCACCACAUCCUCCACACCCUCAUCACCAGCGCCCUUCCUGACCUCAUCUAACCCCUCCAGUGCCACCACGCCCCCCAACCCAUCACCUGGCCAGCGGGACAGCAGGUUCAACUUCCCAGCUGCCUACUUCAUUCAUCAUAGACAGCAGUUUAUCUUUCCAGACAUUUCAGCCUGUCCUCAGGCAGCCCCGCUCUCCAGCACAACCGACACUACACGGCUCGAGGACCAGCCCAAAGCAGAAGUGCUGGGUGUCCAUGAAGCAGAGGCUGAGGAGCCUGAGGCUGGCAAGUCUGAGGCAGAAGAUGAUGAGGAUGAGGUGGAUGAUCUCCCCAGCUCCCGCCGGCCCUGGCGGGGCCCCAUCUCUCGAAAAGCCAGCCAGACUAGUGUGUACCUACAGGAGUGGGACAUCCCUUUUGAACAGGUGGAACUAGGCGAACCCAUUGGGCAGGGCCGCUGGGGCCGGGUGCACCGAGGCCGAUGGCAUGGCGAGGUGGCCAUUCGGCUGCUGGAGAUGGACGGCCACAAUCAGGACCACCUGAAGCUGUUCAAGAAAGAGGUGAUGAACUACAGGCAGACCAGGCAUGAGAACGUGGUGCUCUUCAUGGGAGCUUGCAUGAACCCACCCCACCUGGCCAUCAUCACCAGUUUCUGCAAGGGGCGGACAUUGCACUCAUUCGUAAGGGACCCCAAGACAUCUCUGGACAUCAACAAGACGAGGCAGAUUGCCCAGGAGAUCAUCAAGGGCAUGGGGUAUCUUCAUGCCAAGGGCAUCGUGCACAAAGACCUCAAGUCCAAGAAUGUCUUUUAUGACAAUGGCAAAGUGGUCAUUACAGACUUUGGGCUGUUUGGGAUCUCUGGCGUGGUCCGGGAAGAACGGCGUGAGAACCAACUGAAGCUGUCCCAUGACUGGCUGUGCUACCUGGCCCCUGAGAUUGUACGAGAAAUGGCACCGGGGAGGGAUGAGGACCAGCUGCCCUUCUCCAAAGCUGCUGAUGUCUAUGCGUUCGGGACUGUGUGGUAUGAACUACAGGCAAGAGAGUGGCCCUUUAAACACCAGCCUGCAGAGGCCUUGAUCUGGCAGAUUGGAAGUGGGGAAGGAGUGAGGCGCAUUCUGGCAUCCGUCAGCCUGGGGAAGGAAGUCGGCGAGAUCCUGUCUGCGUGCUGGGCUUUCGACCUGCAGGAGAGACCCAGCUUCAGCCUGCUGAUGGACAUGCUGGAGAAGCUGCCCAAGCUGAACAGGCGGCUCUCCCAUCCUGGGCACUUUUGGAAGUCUGCUGACCGGAGGAGCCGCUACUACGGGAAAGGACGCUGUGACUUUAAGAGCUCCUGUCCGGUUCUGGAGGAGUACAUUAACAACAGCAAAGUCAUGCCCCGCUUUGAAAGGUUUGGCCUGGGGGCCCUGGAGCCCAAUAAUCCAAAGAUGUAGCCGGCCAUGCACGUUCGUGCAGAGGUAUCUUCCUUUCUGAAACAUGAUUAUAAAACACGCAAACCACCACCACGAGGAAUCAGAGAAGCCUUGCAUGGCAAGCUACCGACCAGGAGUACCACUCCUCCAUGAAGAGUGCGUGUUACAGAGGUGUGUAGGGCUCAGGAUUGGAGCCAUACAUGCCGCUCCAGAUGACACCAUUACAGCCAGUGUUUGCACAGAGGUUUUUGCACUGCAGGCUUGGUGUUUUACAAUAAUCAAUAACUCUGCAGAAGGGGUGCUGGCACUUCAGAGCAACAGAAAUGCCCCCCACAACCCCUCGUCUAAGACCCUGCAGCAGCGAGGGGCCCAGGGUUGAGCGAGAAGAAGGAAAAGCUGCAUGAAUGUGGCUCUUCUGGGGAAA
This is a messenger RNA of Phodopus roborovskii (desert hamster), 3366 nucleotides long. RefSeq names its product kinase suppressor of ras 1 (gene Ksr1). Bases 225 to 2963 code for a protein of 912 amino acids. Gene Ontology annotation, biological process: protein phosphorylation. Gene Ontology annotation, molecular function: protein kinase activity; ATP binding. The transcript is spliced from 21 exons. The record is from RefSeq and is a predicted model, not a curated record. NCBI's taxonomy places the organism in Eukaryota, Metazoa, Chordata, Mammalia, Rodentia, Cricetidae.